GGCGCGGCGCGGCGUGGCGCGGUCGGCUUGGCAAGGCUUGGGGCUUGGCUUGAUCCGACUCGAUUCAAUUCCGGCUCGGCUCCGGCUCGAGUUGUCCCGGCACGAGAUCACUAUACGCAUCGUCCCGAUCGAAAGGACGCACGCAGACAGACGGAUUCGCUGAAGGAACAAGUAAGGGAACGCAGGAGAAGUCGCACGGCACGGCGGGCUAGCCUCGUGCGCGGAGGAGAAUUAUGAACGAGCGACGUCGCUCAGCGUGCGAUCGCCACCAUCGUCGUCGUCCCGCGGCCGUCGACUGCUCCAGUGAGGAUUUUUGACACGAGUGCUCGGACCGUGCGAAUCUUCAUCGUCGUCGUCGUCGUCGUCGUCGUCGUCAUAGUCAUUGUCACCCUCGCCGACGCCGUCGUCGUCGUCGGCGUGGACGACGUCAGUGGACUCGCAGCCGGACGAUCCGCGAUCUCGUGGAGUGUUGUUCCCAAUCGGACUAGAAUGAACGGCUUCAGUACCGGCGAGGAGGACUCGCGGGGUGCGGCGGACCAGAUCUGCUGUCUCAUCGACGAGGGCGAGCGAUGUUCCCGCCCGGCCGGCAACGCGUCCUACAGCAAACGCAUCCAGAAAACCGUCACUCAACGACGGCUCAAGCUGAAUCUCGAUCACAUGGCACGACAUAUAUACAUCUGUGAUUACCAUAAACAAGUGAUCCAGUGUGCGAGAACCAAGCAGCAGCAGCAACGUAGACGUAAAGACUCCGAAGAAGACUCGGGUGAAACUGACAAUGACAUCCCUGAAGUCGAUCUCUACCAGUUACAAGUUGGCACUUUGAGACGGUACAAAAGGCACUACAAGAUUUCCACACGGCCGGGUCUCAACAAGUCUCAGUUGGCGGAAACUGUCAUGAAGCAUUUCAAGACCAUCCCAGUCGUGGAGAAGGAAGCUCUCAGCUUUUUCAUAUAUACAGUUAAGACAAACGCGAAUAAGUUAGACCAAAAGAACGGUUUAAGUAGUAGUGACACGACAUAACGUUGUGUAGCGGGGAUUUAAACACAAUGUCUAUUGUAAUAUUAUACGUUAGUUAUGUGAUAAAUGUAAUUCUUACUUC
Messenger RNA from Pogonomyrmex barbatus (red harvester ant), 1099 nucleotides. It is a transcript of the gene Sap30, whose product is annotated as SIN3-associated polypeptide 30. Gene Ontology annotation, biological process: regulation of DNA-templated transcription. NCBI's taxonomy places the organism in Eukaryota, Metazoa, Arthropoda, Insecta, Hymenoptera, Formicidae. Gene Ontology annotation, cellular component: histone deacetylase complex. Gene Ontology annotation, molecular function: transcription coregulator activity; protein binding. The record is from RefSeq and is a predicted model, not a curated record.